This is a messenger RNA of Rotaria socialis, 3174 nucleotides long. The record is from the annotation of a GenBank genome assembly. Lineage: Eukaryota; Metazoa; Rotifera; Eurotatoria; Philodinida; Philodinidae.
AUGACAUCAUAUUCUGCAGUUAAGCGUCAACCAAAAACAUCGGCUACAUCAAGAAGUAUAUCUCAAUUUCAAGUUACUCUUGAGCAUGUCCUUGGUUUUACAUCAAUUUCUAGUUCAGUUGUUAGUCAAAAUCAUUCUACAAUAGCUUAUGCUGCUGGUUGUACUGUUAUUCUUUAUGAUAGAAGCACACAGAAACAAGAUUUCGUUAUCAAUACGACCCGUAAAACUAUUAAAUCACUAUCGAUUUCACCAGAUGGUCGAUAUCUAGCAACAGGCGAAAGUGGCCAUGAUCCUAAAGUGCGUAUUUGGGAUCUAGCUGGUGAUAGAAACAGUUGUAUCGAAUUAGGCGACCAUCAAUUUUCUAUUGAUCACGUGUGUUUUUCACCAAAAAUUAAUUAUUUAGUUUCUAUUGGUUCGUCGCAUGACGGAUAUAUUUAUGUAUGGAAUUGGCAGCAUAAGAAAAAACUUACUUCAAAUAAAUGUCUAUGUUCUAUUCAUCGUAUUGCUUUUGCAGCCGACGGAAGUUAUUUUGUUACAGUUGGCAUUCGUCACGUUAAAUUCUGGUAUUUUACUGCAAAAUCAUUGCUUGAUGCUGUGCCAUUACGUGGACAUGAUGCAAUCUUAGGUGAACUUAAAAAUAAUAUUUUUACGGAUGUUGUUUGUGGACGUGGCAAUUGUACUGGUUCGACAUAUACUAGCACUGCCAAUGGUCUUAUUUUUCAAUUUGAUGAACAUCGAAAAUUGCGUGCCAACAGAAAUCUUCAAAAAAAAACAAAUUGUUUAGCAAUUAGUGAUUCAUAUCUUGUUGUUGGAUGUGUACAAGGUGUUAUUUAUAUACUAUCAGUCCAAACUCUUGAAUCUGUUAUGUCAGUACCGUUACCACAUUGUUUAGGUGUUGAUACUGGUUUGAUCACAUCAAUUAAUCAAAUGACACAUUCGCAACAACCCAAUAUUUCAUUUCCGGAUACGAUAGCUGUUUGUUUAGAUGAAGAUAAGUCACUGUUAACAUGUUUUUAUAAUGAUCAUAGUUUUUAUAUUUGGGAUAUAAAAAAUGAAAGAUCGAUAGAAAAACGUGUUUCUCAUUUGUAUCAUUCAGGAUGUGGUUGGGGAAUUGAAACAUAUGCUUGGACAAGUGCGUCACCUUCUAUUUUUCGUCCGCUGACAUUUAUAACAUGCUCAUCUGAUAAUACUGUACGUUUUUGGUCAUUAAAUCAUGAUGAAACUGAUUCAAAUUUUACUUCAUCGCAAGCUGCCAAUAGAGUUGGUAGAGAAUUAAUGAAAAUUGUGUAUUUAGAGGAAGAUUAUUCAAAACUAUGUGAUAGUCCAAGAACACAAGAGCGAUCGGAAUCUUCACCAAAAUCCGGUGGUCGUUGUAUAAAAAUGUCUCCUGAUGGUUUAUCAUUAGCUAUCGGUGAUCUUAUUGGAAAUAUUCGCAUAUUUGACAUCCAAACGUUUAAACAAAUACAACUCAUUGAAGCACAUGAGAGUGAAGUACUUAGCGUUGAUUAUGGCCAGUCAAGUGAUAUGAAUGUAACUUUUCUGGCAUCAUGUAGUCGCGAUCGCCUUCUUCAUAUAUUUGACGCGUCAAGAGAUUAUCAAUUAGUAACAACAUUAGUUGAUCAUUCCGGAAUUGUAACUGCUGUUCGUUUUACAUUUUCCUCCAUAGCUUCCAAUCUACAAUUAAUUUCAUGCAGCGCUGAUAAAUCAUUGAUAAUUCGAUCAAUUUCUAAAAAUGAAAAUGGAAAAUAUCAAUUUCUUCGUUCACAUAACAUUUUUGAAAAACAAACAUUUCACGAUUUAACAGUCGAUCAUUCACAUGAAUUAAUUUAUACAGCUUGCCAAGAUCGAAUGAUACGAGUUUAUAAUACUCAAAGUGGCAAACGAGUUCGAAUAGGUAAAGGUUCAAUCGGUGAUGAUAAUGGCUAUUUAACUAAAAUCGAUAUCGAUGCAUCCGGACGAUAUUUGGCAACAUCAUCUACAAAUAAAUAUGUUUAUCUCUGGGAUACAAAAACAUCAGAAUGUGUUGCAUCAUUGUGUGGUCAUGGUGACAUCGUUACUGAUUUAAAAUUUAGUCAUGAUGGACGUCAUCUGUAUACAACAGCUGGUGAUAGCUGUAUUUUUGUGUGGAAUAUCGAAGAAUUAGGUGUUGCACCGUCAAGUUGUCGAUUAACAUCGAGUGCAACUGAAGAGCAUCAACUACAAUCAAGCUCUCCGCAAAGUUUACUGGCAACUCCUGAACCUGGUUUACCACAACUUGGAACUGAACUCCCUGAUUCACAAAUAUUUAGUUCAAGUGAUAAAAUGAUUUUUCUACAAGACGAUGAGUCAGCUUUUUCCAAUGAAGAUAAUCAUACAACUUCAGCUGAAAAAGUGAAUUCAUUUUUUACUACAAAUUAUGAUCAUGAAGAACCAACAGUCAAUACAGCAGUUGAUGGCACAGUUUCAAAACAUAAACUUGAACGGCAAAACAGUGUUUCUUUUCGUUUCCGUUUACAAUCACAAGAUACAGCAGAAUCGGAUACAUUAUCAAUACCAAUAAAUACGAUACAGGAAGAUGUGCUUGUAGCCACGUCAACAAUCGAUGAUAUGGGAACAAAAUUAGUACCGCCGAGAUCACCAACAAAUCCACAGACUUGUGAUAAUGAACUAGAAUCCAAAGGUCAUCUUUGUUCAUCCACUACUUCGCUGAAUAAGAUUACCGGAAAUACGACAUCAUCAGCAUCAUUGUCUCACUCUUAUGUACCAUCCUAUGCAACAUCUGCAACAAGCUCAACGAGUCAAAUUUGCGAAGAGUUCCCGACUCCUGGGCACUUGGCCACGUCUCUUGAAAAGCAACAAUAUCCUCAAUCGACAGAUGAUUUACGAACAUGCACAUUAAAUGGUAAUGAUCAUAAUCUAACCGAGAUUAAAUUGCAACGAAGUCUAUCAAUACCAGAACCAUUAAUCAACGAACCGAAUGAUCCGAUUAUAAAUGAUGAUCGUAUGUUCACUGUUAAUCAUCUUGCCAAUGAUCUUCAUAAAAGCCUUGAUGAAUUAGAGAACUUGUAUGGAUCGGUUACACAAAGCUCAGACAUAAAAGAUACGGUGUUAAAACAAUAUAUUAAACAGAUAUAUUUUGAUCUUCAUACGCGUAUUACAAAUGAUCAACAACAUGAAAAAAAUGAGCAGUGUUAG